AUGGUCCUCGAAGACCCCUCCUCGUCCUCAUCCUCCUCCUCAUCAUCAUCAUCAGCCCUCGAUCCCUCCAAAGAAACUUCAACCUGGGACAGCCCCGACCUCGCAUCCCGCUAUGCCUCCGUCUUCCCCCUCAAGAUCAACCGCGAACACCUCCAACGGCCCAAUCCUAUCUUGCUAUGGGUCGGUUUCGCGGGUCCCUGGAACUGGGAACGUACGGUCAUGUACCAUCUUUCGCAACAACUCGAGAAAGUGAAGGGGUUGCUAAGACGAGACUUAACACAACCGGAGCUGGACGCGAUGACGGAGCUCUCGAGUCGGGAUGUGAACACGCGCCGCAUCGGGAUUCCUCUCGGUGUCACAGCGGGGUCGAUACAUGCCUAUUACACACUCAGGAAAAGAUUGAGUAUGCCGACCAACGUUUCGUUAUUUGAGAGUUUUGCGACGGCAUGGCGUCUUACCCCCGUGCAGGAAAGACGGACGAUUGCACUUUCCGCCGGAAUGAGGUUUGGCUUUUGGGUAUUGUUUAUUAUGGGUAAUUUUGGCGGGGUGGCUACAUACAGAUUCACGAUUGCGUUGUCCUCGGAUCCGAGGUUGGGUGAUUUUAGGGAGGCUUUUAAGCGGUAUACGGAGGCGAGGAAUCAGAGGAUGGAAGGGUACAGGGAAAAGGCGAAACAGAGGAAGGAGGGGAUUGAUGCUGUGAGGCACGCGGGUGCGAUGGCUAGUGCGGAGACGGUUGAGGAAUCUUAUAAUAAGGGAGUGGAGAGCGUUGGUACUUAUGGCCAAGCCGAGGAAAAGGGGCACAGUGAUACGCCGUCGUAUCAGACGUAUCAGACUCCUUCUUCUUCAAGGGGAUAUGAAACACCUCACUCUUACACGGCUGAUAAUUCGUCGGCGUCAUUGGACUUUUUUGAUGAUGCUAGUCCGACGGCACCUGAGUAUCAGACACCAGCGACAUCGACCUCAAGGCCAUCCCCAUUGAAUGAGAAUGCAUGGGACCGCAUAAGACGCGAAAGCGCCCCGAGAGCAUCAAUCUCCGCACCUUCAUCACAGUCUAGCUGGGGACGACCUCAACAGACGACAAGCUCAUCAGAUUACUCAUCAUAUGAAAGCGAGCAACAAUCCGGCCAGCGGGAACGGGAAGCUGCGCAGCGAGACUUUGAUAGAAUGCUUGAUGCCGAGAGACAAUCAUCUCAACAGGAUGGGGCAGGAGAUGAUAAUAGCAGUAACAAAAAGGGCUGGCGACGGUGGUAA
Molecule: messenger RNA, 1251 nt
Organism: Talaromyces marneffei
Lineage: Eukaryota; Fungi; Ascomycota; Eurotiomycetes; Eurotiales; Trichocomaceae
Exons: 1
Coding region: 1-1251 (416 amino acids)
Source: RefSeq, a predicted model, not a curated record